This is a messenger RNA of Cylas formicarius (sweet potato weevil), 2895 nucleotides long. Its product is annotated as ubiquitin-like-conjugating enzyme ATG10. Gene Ontology annotation, cellular component: intracellular anatomical structure. Gene Ontology annotation, molecular function: Atg12 transferase activity. Gene Ontology annotation, biological process: protein modification by small protein conjugation; macroautophagy; protein lipidation. The record is from RefSeq and is a predicted model, not a curated record. NCBI's taxonomy places the organism in Eukaryota, Metazoa, Arthropoda, Insecta, Coleoptera, Brentidae. The coding region runs from base 1983 to 2498 and encodes 171 amino acids. The transcript is spliced from 6 exons.
GUAUCUCAAGGAAUUAAGUAUGAAACUGUCAGUUUUCCCUGUAAAGGGUUUUAAUAAGGAAGCUAGAUAUUUUGUUAGAGAAUAUGUUGGAGAACCAAUGGUGCUGACAAUAGGUCGAAGGGAAUAUUGGUUUCUGAAUAUUUGGGAAUCCAUAGAGACAAGGAAUUUUAGAGUCAUGAGAGGUGACAGAUUUUUUCACGGAGUCUGAUAGAGAAGAAGCCUUAAUGAUAGAUUUAAGGUUGCGUUCGAUGAUGACGUAGGAUCUUUUUUAAAUGGACGAUAUGAUCCAUCUCUAUGAAUAUCUUGAAACUUUUCCGGAUAUUCAUUUGUGUUCAUGAUCACCGUAGCAUUUCCUUUAUCUGUUUCUAGGAUUACGAUGUCUGGAUUAGAUUUUAGAGAUUUUAGGGCAAUGAGUCCAGGCUUUGCAAUGUUAGAUUUAGGGGGUUUUGAUUUUUUAGGGAUAUUUGCGGUUUCAAAUUAAAUUUCAUUAGUUGUUUGAAAAGGUAGUUUUUUCAGGAUAGACUCGACAUUUGCAGUGAUUUCCUCUUUUGGUGUAAUACGUGGGGCAAGGACCAAGUUGGAACCUUUUGAAAGAACUGAUUUUUCCGUUUCCGAAGGUUAGUGCGAUGAUACAUUUAUCACAGUGUGUCGUAGUUGAGAAGAGUUUGAUGAUUUCCUUAGUGUUGGCGUUGUUUUUUUGAAUGUCAUUCUGGGUAGAAGAUAAACGGAGAUUUAAAGCUUUUUCAUGAAUCAUUUUUGAAAGGGUAUUGAACUCGGAUGCAGACAAGAUGAUAGCAAUUUCAAGAUGUAGAGACAGAAGGUGAUUAGGUCUAUUUUCUUACGGGUGUGAUGAAUGCUUUCUCGAAGUAAAGCUAAAGUAAAACUAGAUUGUCGAUGAAUUUAAUAAGCGGAGGUUUUGAAAUGAUGGGAUAUUUUAAGAAAAUUGGGGAUGACGUUAUGAUCUCUACAACAUAACAAAUAGGUCAGUGUACAGAGUAAACUUGCGAGUUUCAGUCGGCGAUCUUCUAACUUUCUGAUUUUGCGCUUGAUGUUCUCUCCAUAAGCCUUGUUCGAUCCGUCAAAGACAAAGUUCAAUUUGAAAUGCCAGGAGUUUACAGCAUUUCAUGCAUAUACGGCAAAGAAUACAUUGGAGAAACCGGACGAAAAAUGUCAACUAGGCUCAAAGAACAUGAAAGAGGUUUAAGACUACGACAACUAAACUCAUCAGCAGUUACCAUCACAAUCACGAAACCGAACAUCAAAUUUUAUUCUACCAACGAAAAAUCCGAAAAUCUAUAUAAAUCUAUGAGCAACCAAACAAUCUUAACCGAGACUCAGGUCUUUACCUUUCAUCAAUAUGGAAAUCAGUCAUACGAGGGGCAUGGCUACCAUUGACGUUUGUCAAUUCGGACGAUUGCUGCCAAACCCGUGCCAUAAAAUCCCGGAAAUGUCCGAAGUGGCUCCGAUUCGUUGGAAACAAAACUGACGUGGUAAAGUGACGCUUCCCGCACGCUAGAUUGGUGUGUAUUUUACAGAUUUAAAAAUAUUUCUUUAUUUUUGACAAAUUUUUCACGCCGUUGGAAAACAAGUGGAAGGAAGUGAGAAAACUUUUGAAAGCAAUACUGCUGGCUACAGGAAUAUAUUUGCAAGCCAACUAUAAAAAAAUCCCUUAAAAAGUUCGCAAGUGAGACAACAAAGACAAAAAAUCAAGUUAUUCGCCAAAAUCAAUAUUAUUUACAGCGCAGUCUAGCCUAAUCCAAACAGGCAAUAGAAAUGUAGUAGAUGUUAAAAGGCCAUAGCUUCUAGUCCUAAGAAUAAAACUGAUUUUCGACCAUACUCUGCUGAAGAAGCAAUGACGCUUAUUACGAAUGCGAAACUAAGUACCAAUAAAUAAGGAAACGCUCCUGGGAAUUGCCGCCAAAAAGGAUUGCUAGUGCGUAUAUACAGGGUGGUACAUGACAAAAUAGAGAUUCUUUAGGUUCAUGGAGUUCGCAUUCUCUUUUGAUGAUUUCUGCCGAUGCCUGGACGAAAUCGUGAAAAUUUCCGAUUCCCUUCUGGACGGCUGGAAAUUGGAAAUAAGGCAGGAACCAGAAAACGGGCAGUACAUGGUAAAAAAAAUUACCACUUUCUUGGCGAGAGAAGAAGGGGACAUCACAUCCAAAAAAAUAGCUACGUUUGAGUACCAUAUCGUAUAUCACGUGAACUACGGAGUGCCGGUGUUAUGUUUUAACGUGUGGAAUCAAGACGGUACCUUCAUCACCCUCGAAGAAUAUUGGGCGCACAGCGUCGACCUGAAGGACGACAACAUGUACGAAACCUUGACACAAAUGGACCAUCCCGUGUUGCGUAGGCCAUUUCUCACCCUGCACCCAUGUCGAACGAGGGAAAUUAUGCUGCCCUUUUUGUCAAAGAGCAAAAACCCAGUGAUCUCUUGGCUGAGCGUCGUAGGACCGUUCGUGCAUCUCAAAUUGCACGAUGAAUAUUUAAAAUGCUGUUGAUUUAUUUUAAUUAAAAAAUAGGUGUACUAGUGAAAUUAUUUUAUUUCGAAAUAGAUAUUAAUAUUACUACAUUGUAUUAACGGGUUGGGAAGAUUUUGACGACGAAUACGAAUAUUGUAAUGAGCUUUACCUCUGUUUUAUUAUUAUUUAUUAUUUAAAUGUGUGCUAAAAUGACUUUCAUAUUAUAAAACCGCACUUUUCUCACACUUCUAGUGAUGUAUAGUAGGAUAAAUGGCCAUGACUGUAAGAAUGCUAUCAAUGUUUUUAUCUGCUCGUAGGCAUUUUUGUGCCAAUAAAUCAAACCGGUCCAGGGUAGUAAUAAAGAAAUUGAAACACAAAAUGUGUGAAUACAUUCUGUUGUAUUGCGUACGGUAUAAUUGUAAUUAUACAAAUAAUA